AGGAGACCGCUACAGGACAGACACUCAUUUUCACCUCUUUGUCCUCUCCGGUCAGUGUCAACAUCUCUCCGAGCUCCAUCUCCAACUUGUGUUCAGUGUGCAGGGAUGUCUCUGUCCGGUUCUGAAACACCAGAGGAGGGACUUUAUGGUUCCUGGGUGGAGCUGGAGGAGCUGAUCGCGGCCGUGAGCCGCAGGGAGAGUCUGACAGGACCACAGGACAGCAUCUCCUCCACCCUGCAGGGGGAGCUGGAGAGGAUCCUUCUGGAGGCACAGCUGGAGUGUGAGAGGAGUAGAGACAGUCCUCCACAGGUGUUGACUCCACAGUCAGUUGGUUCCCUCAGACCCACCAGUGAGCAGGACAGUGACUGCAUUACCAUACAGGAGGAAGCUGAGAGGCGAGGGGACACUGAGUGGGUGUGGGAUUGGUCCAGCAGACCUGAAAAUAUGCCACCUAAAGAGUUUGUGUUUCAGCACCCAAAACAGCAGAGUUCCCUCAGCGUUAGGAAGAUAGAAGUGAUGAAAAGAAGAAUCUUUUCAUCUGAUGUUCUCCUCAUCCUUGUUCCCUCCCUGCUGGCUUCACACUUGCUCACACUUGGAAUCGG
Messenger RNA from Austrofundulus limnaeus, 602 nucleotides. RefSeq names its product BCL2/adenovirus E1B 19 kDa protein-interacting protein 3. Gene Ontology annotation, biological process: defense response to virus; mitochondrial outer membrane permeabilization; positive regulation of apoptotic process. Gene Ontology annotation, cellular component: nuclear envelope; mitochondrial outer membrane; endoplasmic reticulum. NCBI's taxonomy places the organism in Eukaryota, Metazoa, Chordata, Actinopteri, Cyprinodontiformes, Rivulidae. The record is from RefSeq and is a predicted model, not a curated record.